Schistosoma guineensis is the source of this 3386-nucleotide messenger RNA. Lineage: Eukaryota; Metazoa; Platyhelminthes; Trematoda; Strigeidida; Schistosomatidae. The record is from the annotation of a GenBank genome assembly.
AGCCGACCGUCAUUGCUUCCAAAGAUGGCGGAUAUGAUAAUCCCCGCUCCAUUCUGAUUGGUUGCCAAGUGGACUGCCACGAUUACGAAAUCUAGUUGAGUUUAAUUGCAGCCAUUUUCCCUGUCCUGUUUAUGUUACUUAUCUCCAGAUCUCGUUUUUUCUAUCUUUUCCCCUUAUCACUUUACUGAUUCGAAUCCCAAUAAAAAUUCAAUUCCCAAAUUUCCAUGUCUUAGGGUGAGUUUAUCCAAUUUCAAUGUGUCAGAUAGGUUAAAAUCUCAUGCUACCAGCUUCGGGUAAAAAUUAGUCUAUUUCGGGUCGAUUUUACGGGAGAUCCGUUGCAGGUCUCGUGAAAAUGCAACAAAAGACCACGGAGGUUUCUGCAGUUUUAUAAAACACAUGGUACUAUUCACAUUAUCAUGCGAAUAAAGCAAAAUAAGUUGAACUCAAAGUCACUUUUCAAUGCUUAGUUACCAUUGUUUAUGGAAGAUAUGCUGGUAUUACGAUUAGUAAAGAGGAAAUAUUUUGUGUAGUGCUUCCGUAAACUCUAGAGCUAUGUUAAUGGAAAAGUGGGAGUAUGGGAUGUCCAACUAUACGUAUGUAAAACUUCCAUUGUUUUUCUGAUGUUCCGGAAAAGCAAUGAAAAUUUCACGGCCAAACCAUCUAGCCCAGAGAACAAGACCAAAAUAUGCGAGCACCGCUUCUAUAAUCAAAUACUAGUAACCUAUGUAUUUUCUCUGAUUUUUAAAGGCCCCGUUACCCAGCCAUAAAUGAAAUAAAACCGAUUGCCGUGUGGUGUAAUCGUCUUUUAGUUGAGAAAUAAACAACCCAGUUACUCCAUAAGUAGUUCAAGUUAAUAAAAGCCAACCGAAAUCGCGUCAAACACCAACCCAUGAAAGCUGAUGAAAUAAACGAAGCGACUAACCUCUUUAGUUCAGGGCCAGUCCUGAAACUACAUUUUACGGUUAAAAGGCAUUAAACAUCAUAAAGUUGUUUUAGAUGGUCAGAAGACUGCACUCAUUCAGUCUUCACCUAAUAGGACUAUGUUAUCUGCUUAUCCCUAGUGAAUAAAUGAACUUCCUGUUAGUCGAUCAGCCCUUAACAGUUAUGCUAUGGAAGCGUUAUCUACACAGGAGUGUCCAUGAAAAGUUGAAUAAAUCAACUCAUGGGAGUGCUAAAAUAUUUUUAAGAGUAUGUUUCUAAUACCAACGUUAAACGAAAUAUCCACAGAGUCACGAUCUAGCAUUUUCUGUUGAUUUGUUGGUUCGAUAUCUAAUCCUUAAAAAUAGUCAGUCCUUGGAAUUCAGUGUUUUAAUUUAGUUCAGUCUGUGUCACCCGGUUUUGUGAAACAGAAACUAGGUAUUCAAUUGAGGACUCUUGCAUUUUCCACUAAUUUAAGUGGAAACCUCUUUCUGAUCUGUUUUUGUAUAUCUGAGUUUCUACCUAUUGAUACUAAUGAUUCAUCGCUCCUAAAGUGAUAUCCUAAUUCAGUUUACAGUGCAGUAAAUUUUGAAAUGUUCCUCCUUGAAGAUUAAGCCUCACCGUGAAGGUGUUCACUAAUAAAUCUGCUACCGCAUGUUUUGGUAAAUGCUUCCGGUCGCUGACCACUAAGAAUAAUUAGAUCCCACCCUACGUUUUUCGGUCAUGUUUUAAGAACGAUAACUUCGCAAUUUAACCACGUAGCUCAGAGGAAAUAAGAGUAGUAUAGGUCUUUAAAUUGUGUCAGGAACCACUAUUAUUUAUUCACUAACUAGAAGAAACUUUCACUUUGUCAUCUAAGUACAUUCACACUAUACUGCGUUAUAUUAACAUAUGUCCUUUCCGGAUUUAGUCAUUGGAAAAUAUUAAGAUUGGUGGGCUUUGUCACCCUGAGUAAUCCUAAUUUGUAAAAUAGUUAUAACUAACAAUAUACUUCCAACAAAUGUUUAGUGGUUUAUAAAUUUAGGCCAUUUAUUUGAACGAAUACAAAGUUCAAAGCACAAUACGAGGAUGGAACUCAGAACUGUUCGCUUAUUUAUACACGUACUUUAGAGUUUCAUCAAAGUAACAGUCAUCUCCGUACCAUAAAUAAUCAAAGUUUAUCAAGUAAAAUGGAAAUGCCUAGUUAAGUUUGGUUAAAUUCAUUCCAGCUCCGCAGUCCCUGAAUAGAACUAAACAGUGUUUGUUUUCCCAUUCGUAGCACCAGGUUUUUCUAAAAAUGUGAGAUCCUACUAAUCUAUGUUAACUGUAGACAACUCUAUAUUAGUCAAAACUCAGCAACCGACACUUUUUCGAUAAAGUUACCUGAUUUGUGUGAUUAUAUUAUGACUAACUCGAAUUUUCAAAAACAAAAAACAAUGUGUAUAAAUGUCUCCAAUGUUGUGUUAUUCCUAUUUUUAGAACCUAAGUGAAGUAUAGAUCAUUUUGAUAGAUAGUAAGUUUUAUAAAAAUACGUAGCAGCCCAUAACAAAAUGAUCGCAUCACCUUGCCGAACUCUUCACAGUCUGUUCAACAAAUAUUGUUUAUGCUUGGCUAUUUAUAUGUGUGAACCAUGGGAAAAGGUCAUACUACAUUGCAUCACACUGGCAAUAAUUUGUGCUCUUACAUAUACUACCGUUUUAAUUGUCCCUAGUCAACUAUCUACUCUUAUAAUAUUUGUAUGGAAAUGCCUGAAUGGAGAUACGCAUUGGCAUUCUAAACCUAUAAACAACAUUUUACAAUAGUGUUAGUCAUUUUAAAGUUCUUAAAUAUUUAAAACUAACUUUACCUUUUAAAAUAUUUUUCCGAAAACUGAUUUUCUCUGCGUUUAUUCUACUUCUGAAAAUGUUUACACAAACCAUGUGUUUUUCACUAAUAAAUAUGCCUUAUUUUGCUGUGCAUUAGAAGCUGUGUAAUUAACUUUAUUGCCUUUCAAAUGGUAUCUAAAGCUCAAUUUCAGUUUGUUUUUUCUGUUUCUUGCGAAGUAACAACAAGGAACCUGUCACGUGUACAUACUUCAUAAAGCGGAUUAGAAAAUCGAGACGAAAACUGUUGGCUCACACGCAUUAGUUGCUGAAAAAUCAAAAAGAGCAUUAUACUCCCUGUAUAAAUAUUUUCCUGCACGUACAUAAUAUACAAGUUAUUUUAAAAAAUAGAUGUGUAGUGGCUAGCAGUAGAACUCUGGACGCUCGUUUCCUCUUAUCUAUGACUCAUCGGUUGGAUGAAAUUGGAUCCUACAGUUCACUCUGAGACUCGAACCCAGUUCCUAACAUUUCAAAGCCCAUCGCAAUAUCCACUUAGCUAGGACUAAACAUGCAUUUGGAUUCCAUUGUCAGUCACAAUCCAUCUCUGCUCAACAUCAUUGUAACUGAUUAGUAGUUUAGAACUUAUAAUAGUUGAUAUCGUUUCAUAUUAAGAACUAACAAUAUAAC